Rhizopus microsporus ATCC 52813 is the source of this 466-nucleotide messenger RNA. RefSeq lists its product as uncharacterized. The transcript has 3 exons. The record is from RefSeq and is a predicted model, not a curated record. NCBI's taxonomy places the organism in Eukaryota, Fungi, Mucoromycota, Mucoromycetes, Mucorales, Rhizopodaceae. Gene Ontology annotation, molecular function: zinc ion binding. The coding region runs from base 1 to 330 and encodes 109 amino acids.
AUGAUUACACCGUUCAAGAGCAUCGAAAUCACUGUGUUCGAAAAUGAAAUGAAGAGUUGCACUUGUAACAAUUUCAAGUACAAUAACAUUGCUUGUAAGCAUGUGUAUCUGCUCCAUCGCUUACAUGCUGAAACAUCCCGUUUUAAUGAGAAUGUUGUAUCAUUUGAGCAAAUAGACUCGGUUGGUCAGGAUGGUAUGACUACUAACAUUGCUGCUGAAAACAGAGUUGUUGCUACAGAACAUUCCUCUAUGUCUCCAGAUAAUCAACAGCUGAAAUGGCCAAUCUUCCUGUUGCUUAUCGCUCUUAUAGAAAAAAUCCAUACCGUUUAAGCAAAUAAAGUGUUACUCCUUGAAAGGUAGGUUCCUCUUUGAUAAUUUAAUCACUUGUAUUGGCUGUUUAACAACAACAAAUAUUUUGAAUACUUAAUACCUUGUGCCUCAAUUUUGGGACUCCGGUACAUUUACC